Molecule: messenger RNA, 1818 nt
Organism: Diaporthe batatas
Lineage: Eukaryota; Fungi; Ascomycota; Sordariomycetes; Diaporthales; Diaporthaceae
Product: zinc metalloprotease
Exons: 3
Coding region: 179-1549 (456 amino acids)
Biological process (GO): CAAX-box protein processing
Cellular component (GO): endoplasmic reticulum membrane
Molecular function (GO): metalloendopeptidase activity
Source: RefSeq, a predicted model, not a curated record
UCGCAACCGGCCUAGGCAAACAAGCCGUACUUCUCUGUUCUGUCGCAACCCUUUUCUUUCUCUUCCCUUUCAUACACAGACUCUAAGCAGCCGCCUUCCGGUUCCUGGGAUGUGGUCGUGAUUCCAACUCCUUUCCAAUUCUUCGACCCUUUGCGACAACUGCGCAGAGUGCUUUGCGAUGGAUUUCCUACAACGCCUGGCCAGGUUUCUGGACAGGCCUCUCUUCCCCUGGAAGAAGCUCAUCAUCGGCUUUUCGGUUGCGCAAUACCUCUUUGAGGGUUUCCUCUCGCUUCGUCAAUACCAGGUCUUGAAGAAGACCAAGCCGCCAAAGGUUCUGGAACAGGAGAUAUCGCAGGAGACAUAUGACAAGAGCCAGGCAUACGGGCGCGCGAAAGCCAAGUUUCAAUUCGUCAACGGCAUCUGGGGCCAGGUCACGAACAUCGCCUUCAUCCACUUCGACGUCCUCCCCAAGAUCUGGUCAUGGACUGGUGACCUCCUCCUUCGCUUUGCCCCCGCCCGGUUCUCUGGUGAAAUAACCCACUCGAUCGCGUUCGUCUUGGCCUUUACCAUCAUCCACCAGCUCUUGUCCCUGCCAGCCUCGGUCUACAACACGUUCGUCUUGGAAGAGAAGUUCGGGUUCAACAAGCAGACUCCUCAGCUCUUUGUCACCGACCUGAUCAAGUCGCUGGGUCUGACUUUCGUCCUGACGCCUCCCAUCCUGGCUGCUUUCCUCGCUAUCAUCCAGAAGACGGGCGACCAGUUCUUCUACUACCUGUGGAUGUUCGGUGCCGGAUUGCAGGUUGUCAUGAUCACCAUCUGGCCCAUUGUCAUUAUGCCCCUCUUCAACAAGCUCACCCCUCUGGAACCUGGUAAACUGAAGACCGGAGUCGAGGCCCUUGCUGCCAAGCUCAAGUUCCCUCUCGACGAGCUCUACGUGAUCGAUGGGAGCAAGCGCAGCGCCCACAGCAACGCCUAUUUCUUUGGAAUGCCUUGGAAGAAGCACAUUGUCAUCUAUGAUACCCUGAUCGAGAAGAGCGAAACCCAAGAGGUUGUGGCUGUCCUUGCGCACGAAUUGGGCCACUGGAGUCUGGGUCACACCACUAGGUUGUUCGGAAUCUCUCAGUUCCACUUCUUCUACAUCUUCUCACUGUUCUCCGUGUUCAUCAACAACCAGUCUCUGUACGCCGACUUUGGAUUCCACGCCGUAAAGCCCAUUAUUGUUGGGUUCAUCCUCUUCUCCGAUGUCCUAGCCCCAAUGGACGUUUUCAUCAAGCUGGGCAUGAACAUCCUGAGCCGCCGCUACGAGUUCCAGGCCGAUGCUUUCGCGUGCGAUCUUGGGUACUCUGCGGACCUUGCCAAGUCCCUCAUCAAGCUCCAGAUCCAGAACCUCAGCACUAUGGAUGCCGACCCGAUGUUCGCUAGCUACCACUUCUCACACCCCAUUCUGUCUGAGAGGCUGAAGGCUCUCAACUGGCAACCAACCACCAAGGUUGGGGAUGCUGAUGAGAAGGACGGUGUUGCCAAGGCUACGGGAAGAGAUGAGCUGUAGGAGUGACGAUGUAGGUUAGGCAGCAUUGAAUACAAGAGUAUGAGAGGUAUUCAAUAGAUACUACACUGUCUGAAAGUUGACAGUUAUUGUGCCGGAUCCGUCUGGCCCGAGUCACAAGGCUUUUCGUUAUAGCUACUUCCAUCACUUACCCUGACAGAAGAUGCAGGUAACUGAGAAUUCAUAGUAUACCCAUCUAGAUUGACUUUGAAUUAUUGCUGUAUAAAUGUACUUGACAAGCAUGACAUCUUGCUACGGCAGACACCAGUAAG